Messenger RNA from Drosophila ficusphila, 1542 nucleotides. RefSeq names its product cell wall integrity and stress response component 3-like. NCBI's taxonomy places the organism in Eukaryota, Metazoa, Arthropoda, Insecta, Diptera, Drosophilidae. The transcript is spliced from 4 exons. Bases 1156 to 1488 code for a protein of 110 amino acids. The record is from RefSeq and is a predicted model, not a curated record.
UACUUCGUUUUCAAAGUAGUUGCUCUAAAUUUUCAGUGCACUGCAAGUGAACUCGCUCCCAGAAUGCGGCAAUGAAAAUCCUUUUCGACGCGACUCAAAUCAACUCUACUCCCGGCUUUUCCCCACCCCCAUUCUUCAUUUGACAGCAUUUUGAUGCUUCCGCUUGGAAUUUAUGUGACACUUGCAGUGCCAUAGAUCAGGCUGCGGGGCAAGGCACGAGACUGCUAGUUUCUGCCGGCAUAUCCUCGUUUUUAUUACCUCCUUGCUACUUGCGCUGCCGAUGUUGCUGCUACUGCUGCUGCUUUUGUGCGGACGCUUGAUUUCCUCGAGCAAAUUUGAUCAACUGAAACAAGCGAUAAACGGGUGGCAGUGACAGACAUUUGAUCGCAUUUGGUUGCUGUUAGUGGAUCGAAAUAACCAUACAACUCCCAGCCGUUCACCAUGAAGCUGCUAGUUUGGUUGUGCCUCCUCGGCUGUUUGGCUAGUGCUAGUGCCCUUUUACUUCAUGAGGAGGACAGGGAUCUAUUGACUAAAAUACUGCCCACCGAUUCCAAAACGCAAAACAGCAGCACCAACAGCACAUCGCGAGAUUCUGGUGGAUUCAUUCUACAAUCGAUCGAAGAGACAAUAAGAUUUAUUGAUCAUACCUGGAGAGACUUUAGAAAUGGAGUGUUGGGGUUAAUGGGGUUCGGAAGUGACAACAAUAACUCGUCUAACACAACAUCAACAAGUACAACAACAAGUACAACAACAGGUACAACAACAAGUACAACAACGAGUACAACAACGACUACAGAAGCAAGUACAACAACGACUACGGAAUCGAGUACAACAACGACUACAGAAGCGAGCACAACAACGACUACAGAAGUGCCAUCUACUAGUACAGAAAGUACUACGCAGCCACAGUAACCAGUACCUUAGCUCCAUGAAAAGAAAUUCUGUUGGUUAACCUUCGCAUCGGAUAUUGCUCGUCAUUGUUUGCAUUCCAGCAGCUUUGCACGGGUAUUUAUACAACGGGUAUAUAAAUAUAUGCGCCAGUCAGAACACUCUACGCUUCGUGUACUCAUUAUUUUGGUAUUUACGCAAAUGUUCGGGAGUUUCUACGCGGGGCAAUCCAUAAAAAGUUAUCCCUACAUCAGUCGUUGAUCGACAAUGUCUCGGCUUAGUAACUCCUUGUCCAUCCUGUUUUUAGCCAUCCAAUGUCUGGCUUUUGGAUCCCCAGCACCCACUGGGAACCCAGGGGAUAUAUCUGAUCGUCUUGUCACUUUCGAGAUGACAAUUGACAGGCACUCCGAUCUUCUACUUCCCGAACUGGAACUUCUACUGUUGCAGGCAGAACAAAAACAAGAUGAUUUAGAAGUGGUCCGCAUGCAAUUGUUGCAGUUAAACCUAAUGAAGCUCCUAAUUGCUUUGGACUGUUUUAUCUUACUCUGCAUUUAUUUCUACGCCAAAGAGGAUAAAUACCAUCAAGUGCAAGCCGUCUGAUAGAUAAUUACUAAAAGUGUUCGACAUACUCUAAGUUAUAUAAGCUUAGUGAAA